Messenger RNA from Rotaria socialis, 795 nucleotides. The record is from the annotation of a GenBank genome assembly. NCBI's taxonomy places the organism in Eukaryota, Metazoa, Rotifera, Eurotatoria, Philodinida, Philodinidae.
AUGCCACAAUUGGUUUCAAAAAAUAUGAGAUACUCUGAAUUAAAUGAAAAGUCUACCAUCGGUCGUUCGUGGCGCUUUUACACUGUUGCACUUAUUAUUAGCGGGGUUUUGAUUCUAUUGGCACCCAAGCUUAUAUGGAAGAAUCCUACUGUUCAACUUAUUGCAUGGAAAAAUCGUCUCGUUGGUUACAGUGAACAUAAAGCUGCAUUCAUUGAUUCUUCUGGUUAUUUGCGAUCGAUUUUAUCGCCCAACCUUCGAUGGUGUACUGCUAAUCCAUUUCUAAAACCCUAUAAUCAAAGUGUAGUACUUGCUUUAGAACUUAAAUGGGUUGCAUGGCAACGCAGUCAGCUACUCACUACAUACGAAAUUUUGAAAAACUAUGCACUUCAAAUCGGAGAUUGGGGUGGUGGCAUAGUUCAUCUUGCAUAUCCACCAUCAUUACCGUUGCCGUGUCCUUACAAAAAUAAUCUGACUCGUAUCGGUGGUAUUCAUGACGGUAAUAAGAUAAUAUGUGGAAUUGAAAUUUUCACCCCGCUUACUAAGUGUAUCGUAUAUAGUUUGGUUCACACAUAUGAUUGUACGAGUCCACCACCAGGAGGAAAGACUGAACGAAUGACUUAUCAUCAAAUUUGUUUAGGUGAUACGUCAAAGUUGCAAAAAUUUAUGUAUCCUUACAAUACUCAAAAAGAAAAUAUCACAUUCAAAAAUGAAUCACUUUUUAAACGUUUUCACACAAUAUUGGCCGAAAAUAAACACGACGAAGUUCAUAUUCUUAAGAUGGAUAUCNGAAAAUGA